Molecule: messenger RNA, 2310 nt
Organism: Recurvomyces mirabilis
Lineage: Eukaryota; Fungi; Ascomycota; Dothideomycetes; Mycosphaerellales; Teratosphaeriaceae
Exons: 1
Coding region: 1-2310 (769 amino acids)
Source: RefSeq, a predicted model, not a curated record
AUGCCAGAUAGCGACGGUGUGACUGGCUCAACGACGAAACACAAUGGCCGCAAGAGGCCCUCGCAGGGCAGAGUAGUGCCUGCUAUCCCGCUGGCACUGAGCAAGUCCCGUCCGAUCAAGAGUCAGCCGAAGGCAGAGGAGCUGCCAUUGACAAGUGAGACAAAUGCAGUGCAGGCGGUGCAGAGUAGCAGUAAGCCAGUAGAUGGUGCGGAUGGUGAUGAUGUUGUGCCUUCCACUCCAGAGACAAACGAAGUGAAGAGGGAUGGUGACAGCGCGGAGCACACGACCAAUGGAGUAAACCAUUCAGCAACAGACACACCUGGGUCACGAGAUAGUGUACAGACACCUUUACUCAAUGGCGAUGACGAUGACGACUCGUCGACGGCUAUCCUGCAAACACCGGCAUCUGUAGAGACGACGCCUAACGAGGCAGCUCCGACUGUAGUGAGCCCAUCUGGAGCUCGAAGAUUUGAUAUGCGUCCUCUUCGAACCCAGCUUCCGCCUGCAUUCGUGCCCUCCGCAGAACGCUACACGCCACAGUCUGCUUCUUCGCCUUGGCAAGAUCAGCACCCUCACCUGCGAAACCGCACACAUCACCCAAGCACAAGUAGCAUCGUCUUUGGCGCGCACGACUCGUCGACCUCCUCGCCUCUCCCACCUCAGUCAGCCGACUCAAAUGCCCAAUCUCAACAAUGGCCGCCACUAGGUGCCAAGCCACCGCCAUCGACUUCUGCGCCAUCCGCUCACGCUCACCAUGCUUCCGAGCCAUUUCCACUUCGAGGGCAGCAAGGCAUACCACACAGUGCAUGGCAGAUGCGCCCGAACCACUACUCGCAGAUGCAACAACACUUACCACACCCCGUCCAUGCUUCCUUCCGCUACCCACCUCGCGAGGUCUUCACGCCUGCUGAGGAAGGCGCACCGAAUAGGAACUACGCAAGAUCUCGAUCCAUAUCACAAACAUCCGCCAAGGUAGCGAGAACCGGCGACGAACUGCAGUCACCUUUCGCUGGUGAUGUGCCAGAUGGUGUUAAGUACAUGCCACGCGAGCACCGAGCGCCCUUUCAGCCAACUCCUCCGAAUCUCAGACAGGCUUACUAUGGUCAGGCGCCACCGUCAUUCCCACAGCACGAGCAAACGCUGCGGUUCGAGAAUGCGGAAGCUAUUCGUCACCAUGUUCAGUCACAAUACGGCAAUCCCUUGCUAGCUGACUGCCAUUUACAAAUACUCGAAUACGGUGAGGGCGGUCAGCAAUAUCUCGAUGCGCACAAGAUCAUACUCAGCCGCAGUCCCAGAUUGCUCGACCUCAUCCAGUCCAGCGAUCCGCCGGCUUCGGCAGAUCUAAAGCUACAAGUCCAUAUACCACUACGCGGGCCAUAUAUCCGCAUACGAGAACUUACCGAAUGCAUACAAUAUCUAUACGGCGGACCACUAGGCGCGCUCGAGCAGCUCAGACAUCCACAUGCGACACCGGAAGGACCGAUGAGCAACGAUGAGCGGAUGCAAGGUGCUUUGCAGUAUGUCGCCACUGCAGCAUGGCUCCAGCUACCCGUGAUUGCAGGAAGGGCGAUGGGCAUCGCUUUGAGCUUCCUGCACUGGGACACUGUGCCUGCUGUUCUUGCUUUUUCGCUGGACGGUGGACUCGGCCCCGCUUUCACUGUUGAGGAUGGUAGUGAAGUAUCUUGCUCUUCAAGCGACGAUUCUCUCGGACGACCAGACGGCAUCGGCAUACCCACAUACGACCCUUACUCGACCGAUCUACUGCAUCGCGUCAUCGACUUCACCGUCCACAUGUUCCCACCAAACUUCUACCUCGACGCCGCAGCACCACAACUCCCUCCCUGCCCUCGACUACCCUCAAUGCCACACUCACACGAAAGCAAAGCCUCGCGAUCCGACCCCAGACUCAGCCAGAUCCGCUUCGGGGAACUCUCACAAGAAGACCACGGUCGUCCAUCAGCAGGCACGACAAACAUCUCUAGCAUCUUACUCUCCUUACCAUUCGCUUUGCUAAAAUGUAUCCUGGAACAUAAUGGUCUGGUCUUUCAGCUCGGCGCGGAUACCGUGGCUAGCAUCAUGCGGCAAGUCAUUGCUGAGCGUGAAAAUCGGCGGAAGAGGAUCCUGACUGCUCGGACCGCAAGUCAGGUCCAGGUGCAAGAUGGGACUGAUUUGCAGCUGAUACAGAAUCUGUAUUUUGAGGAAGCUGUGGAGCCAUCGAGUCAUCAUCGUGCGGGUUUCAGGUUGGCGAGGAAGAAACGGGGGGUUGAUACGCCGCCUUCUUCUGGCGCUGUUUCGGAGCAGAGGGAGUGA